CGAACGGAGUUGCUGAUAUGUAUUCAGAUUUGGACGAGUAUGCAAUGCAAAUUGUUCCAAGUUUUCCCGCGACUAACACUGCCACAUCGGCGAGGAAAUCAGAACGCGGUCUGCAACAGCAGUCUGCAAAGAAACCGGCAGAUGUAUGUUUUUUCUAAACCUUCCUGUUAUACGCCACAUACAGACGGUCACAUUGUGCCAUGUUCUGGUCCGUGUUCCUGAUCGUGUUCGAUGGUGACAGCUUUGCAACAUGAGAAGUCAAAUGUUGUACACUAGCAGCGCAUGUGGCACUUAAUUAAACCCAUCAAAAACAGAUAUUACUGUAUUCACGGAUUAAUGUAAACCGUUUUGCUUGUGCAGUGUGCACCAUUACUGACAAUCUCUGUAUAAAUUAUUGAAAGAUUUACUGUAUCGGAAACCGCUGUGGUCGGCCGCAAUAUGGCGGAGAGUGACGAGUCGCUUGAUGUGACUUUUACAAUGGGAAAAUUGACCCUUGGCGGCGCAACAGCCACUUCCGGUCUGAAUUCGCCCAAAUCAACGGCGCGACCCCGCAUCGCGCUCACCGCCACCGACAAUGUCUGCGCUGACUUUGUCUUUGAGACGCCCCGCGUGAAGGAGCCAGUCGCCACCAUACCCACCAGUAUCCAUGUGGAACGACUAAUCAAGAAGCCAUCGACGCGCCGAUUUCGCCGUAAAACUACCGUUUUCCGCAACAAGGACAGAUUCAAGCUAGAACAGUUUAAUUGGCUGAAAACGGUAGGAACCGGGACGUUUGGUAGAGUGGUCCUUUGUGAAGAUGCUACGAUAAAAGAUGAUGAAAACUCCAAAUACUAUGCAAUGAAAAUACUGAGGAUUAGCGAUGUUCUACGGCUGAAACAAGUGGAGCAUAUAAGAGAUGAAAAAGGCAUCCUGGAGCAACUGGACCAUCCUUUCAUAGUCAAAUUGUUAUGGACACAACACGAUUCUGCAAAUCUGUAUAUGCUGCUGGAAUACUCUCCUGGAGGAGAAUUGUUUGGUUACUUGCGUUCCGUUAGAAGGUUUACCAGUGGAGGAGCAAUGUUCUACGCUGCAGAAAUUAUUCUUGCCCUCGAAUACUUGCAUGAACGUUUCAUUAUUUACCGUGAUCUAAAACCUGAAAAUCUGUUGCUGGAUGCUGAAGGUCACAUUAAAGUAACCGAUUUUGGAUUUGCCAAAGAAGUCUCAGACCGCACUUGGACCCUGUGCGGCACACCGGAAUACCUUGCCCCGGAAAUAAUUCAAAGCCGAGGAUACAACAAAGCCGUUGAUUAUUGGGCAUUCGGGAUCCUUUGUUUUGAGAUGCUAGUUGGUCAUCCACCGUUUUAUUCCGAUAACCCUAUCGAAGUGUACCAAAAAAUUUUGGAUGGAAAAAUUCGCUGGCCUAAACAAAUCGAUUUAGUAGCAAAGGAUCUCAUAAAAAAGCUUUUAACUGCCGAUCGGACCAAGAGACUGGGGAAUAUGAAGAACGGGGUGGAGGACAUAAAAGGUCACCGAUGGUUCCGUCCGAUUAACUGGAUUCAGUGCUUAGAGCGCAAACUGGAACCACCUUAUGUACCGAAAGUGGGACAUCCUGGUGAUGCGAGAAAUUUUGAUGACUAUCCGGAAGAUUGGUCGGAUAGCGACUCAUCCGUCACACCCGAACAGCUCGCCAUAUUCCAAGAUUUUUAAAUGUCGGCAGGUUAAGAAUGUGUGCGCUUGGUUGCAUACCAUUACCCGAAAAAAGUCGCCGCUGUCUCUUUCUCCAUCGCGGCGCUCGUCAUCCGUUUUUAAUUCAUGUAUUUUCUUAUGGUUCUCUUUAUGUACCAUUGGAGAGUGAUCUUUUGGUGUGCCUAAAAUAGGUUUUAAUUUUGAUGUAUGCCUUCAACUUUUCUGCAGCUUGACGACUUAAUAGUGCUAUGAUUUAUGUCUGUAGAAUUAGCGUGAUAUCAGGCGGAUGGUGACUGUAUCAUUCGAAUAUGUGCCUCUAGAAUUGGAAUACAUACACUCAUAAG
Molecule: messenger RNA, 2009 nt
Organism: Paramacrobiotus metropolitanus
Lineage: Eukaryota; Metazoa; Tardigrada; Eutardigrada; Parachela; Macrobiotidae
Product: cAMP-dependent protein kinase catalytic subunit PRKX-like
Exons: 9
Coding region: 439-1686 (415 amino acids)
Biological process (GO): protein phosphorylation
Molecular function (GO): ATP binding; protein serine/threonine kinase activity
Source: RefSeq, a predicted model, not a curated record